AUGCGCGGGACCAGGGCGCAACCCCACGUCAUCAAGCUCAUGCUCCUACAUGCGUUUUCCUCGCGAGCGCUUAACAUUGUCAUGACCACGUUGGACGUACAACUGGGCGCCGGGGCUAGAUAUGCGUGGAUUCUGGAUGACCGCUCCGUCUGCCAACUGACCAACUUGCUCGCCCUCCCGCCUCGAUAUGGAACAGCCCGCCCCAGCGCGAAAUGGCUCCGGCUCCAGACUGAGAUGAUCAAAAGGCUACAGUCAACGCUCCUCCGCCCGAAACCGGUCCUGCAGCGCCUCGCCGUGAAGGUCACCGAGGCCGUUCCAAUCGCCGGCCUCCCGCCCGCCGCGAUACUGUGUCCCGUGCACAAAAGGUUGCAUCCCUGGAUCAUACGUGCCCUCUUCAACCUGCUGGUGUCAGAGGUCACGCUGCGCUGCGAGCGGCUACAGACGUACCGCGAUGGAGAUGGCGAUGGCGAUGGCGACGAUAGCCGUGUCCGGAAGCGGGCCGAAACCGUCCGCAAAGUACUAGACCGGCUGCACUCCGUCAAUGCGCUCUGGUUGUCCAAACAGGCGUUCCGCAUGAUCUUUGGGCGGCUUCCGGAGCACAGCGAGUACGUGAGGCUGGUCGAAGUGGUGGGCGGCUGCGAGGCCUGUGUGCUCUCCUGCAUAGGCUCCCGCGGGGAACUCUUGGCCGACUUAAGGGCAAACAUGCUGGCCAGAGCGACACGGGGAAAACCCCGGCUCCUGAAGUUUGUGGACGGCUGGAUAGACUGCUUCGACGAUGAGUCGGCAAAGAAGAUACGGGAGCAGAGCGAAGCGAUGGGUAAAGAGCUGGGGAAAGCCAGGAGCCAGCGGCACCGACUCAAAGACCCCCACCGCGACCAAGACGCCAACCAGCCCACGUCUAGCCGAGAAAAGGUCCCAAACAAAAACUUACCUUCCGAAGCCGAACGCCUCGGCAUGCAUAUUGCUGAUUACUACGCGCGUUCUCAAGUCAGCCUUGCCGAUGUCCACCUGGGAGACGGUCUGGGUCUGCUGCGCAACGGUGGCCGCGGAAUGUCUCCCGCCGUGCCGACAGGGACAACGCCCGUUUUCGGCGGAGUGAAGAGGGUACGACUGCUCGAAAAGUGA
Messenger RNA from Parascedosporium putredinis, 1125 nucleotides. The record is from the annotation of a GenBank genome assembly. NCBI's taxonomy places the organism in Eukaryota, Fungi, Ascomycota, Sordariomycetes, Microascales, Microascaceae.